ACAAGACACCUGACCCCAAACUAGCCAAAGGGGUAUUCCAUACCACAUCACGUCAUACCCAGUAUAUAAACUGGGGAGAAUCACCCGGAAGGCCCAGAUCGCUGCUUGGGGCUGAUGUCAUACUUUACUACUAGAGGAACCGUGCAGCAAUAAACCUACCCUGUGCCAGCCCCUUCCUCUGGCAAGUACAAUUUAAAAUUCCAGAGAACCUCCUUUCUCUCUUGCUGUCUGCUCUGAACUGAACAUAAGCCCUUCAGAACUGCAGGUUUUCAGGAGGGUGGCCAAAAAUGAGUGAUCUCACAGAAGAAAACUACAAGAAAAGCAAUUCUGCCCAGGAAACAUCUGCAGAAGGAAAUGUCUCUCCUGAGAAGGAUGCUUCAGUAACACAAAAACAACUGCAACUUGACAAACAAUUAAAAUCCUUAGCCUUUCAAAAUCCAGGACCUCAGGUAGCUGACUUCAAUCCUGAAAUUAGAGAGCAGAAAAAGAAAGCGUGCAUGUCACAGAUGAAACAAGAUUUUUUUAAGAAGAAGAAACCUGCAAAGAAGUAUGACAGACAUGGCAGGCUGCUUUGUAAUAACGUCGAUUUGUGUGAUUGCCUGGAAGAGACCUGCAUGGGUUGCUUCUAUCCUUGCCCCAAAUGCAAUUCAAAAAAAUGUGGAGCAGAAUGUCGCUGCAAUAGAAAAUGGUAUUAUGAGAAAACUGAAACUGAAGAUGGGAAGGUGAUCAGUGUAUUUCCAUUUCUUGACUCUGUUUGA
Neopsephotus bourkii (Bourke's parrot) is the source of this 758-nucleotide messenger RNA. It is a transcript of the gene ARL14EPL, whose product is annotated as ADP ribosylation factor like GTPase 14 effector protein like. Gene Ontology annotation, cellular component: intracellular membrane-bounded organelle. NCBI's taxonomy places the organism in Eukaryota, Metazoa, Chordata, Aves, Psittaciformes, Psittacidae. Bases 288 to 758 code for a protein of 156 amino acids. The record is from RefSeq and is a predicted model, not a curated record. The transcript has 5 exons.